Penicillium cosmopolitanum is the source of this 897-nucleotide messenger RNA. Its product is annotated as MAGE domain-containing protein. The record is from RefSeq and is a predicted model, not a curated record. Gene Ontology annotation, cellular component: nucleus. Bases 1 to 897 code for a protein of 298 amino acids. The transcript is spliced from 3 exons. Lineage: Eukaryota; Fungi; Ascomycota; Eurotiomycetes; Eurotiales; Aspergillaceae. Gene Ontology annotation, biological process: DNA repair.
AUGCCUCCUGUCCGCAAAAGACAAGCAAACCAGCCCGCACCCGCGGACUCAGACGACGGAACCCCCCAACCAAGCCCUGCCCGCCGUCAAAGAACACGCUCCUCUUCAGCCGCAGAGGAUGGCGGAAGCGGUGCACCAUCAAAUCUCGACGCGAUGGUCAAGAAGAUGGUCCGUCUCGCACUGGCAAGCGAGUACGCACGUCUUACCAUCCGCCGAACCGACAUUAAUGCCAAAGUUUUCGGCGAGCAGGGAACGCGCGAGUUUAAGGUUGUCUUUGAGCAAGCGCAGAAAGAGUUGAGGAGUCGGUUUGGAAUGGAGAUGGUUGAAUUGCCUGCGCGAGAGAAGACGACCAUUUCACAGCGGCGGGCCGCUCAAAAAACCGACAAACCUUCAUCCGGAAAUAAAUCCUGGAUCUUAACGACAACCCUACCACCAUCCUACCAAUCCUCCACAAUCCUACCACCAACAAAAGCCCCCUCCGCAAGCACAGAAAGUACCUACACAGGCCUCUACAGUUUCAUAAUAGCCCUAAUAAGUCUAAACGGCGGCUCCCUCGCCGAACCAAAACUAGACCGCUACCUCACGCGAAUGAACGCAGAAACACACACUCCCAUCGACCGCACAGACAAACUUCUCCAGCGAAUGAUUCGAGAGGGCUACCUCGUUCGAACGCGCGAGCUAGACGGCGGCGAAGAACAGAUUGAGUUCCUAGUCGGGCCGCGGGGUAAAGUUGAAGUGGGGACGAAGGGGGUGGCUGGACUUGUGAGGGAGGUUUAUGGGCGUGGGGUGGGAGACGGUAAUGCCAAUGGCCGGGUUCCUGGGUACGGGGACGGAGAUGAAGAUGUGUUGGGCGGGGAAAUGACGCAGAUUGAGGAGGAGGAGGAGGGAGGCGUUUGA